AUGGGGAAUGCUCUGAUAGAAUAUGAUAUGACCAUAAUGGAGUAUCCUUGGCACUAUGAGGAUUGUCCUUUGCUUCCAAUGGAGGUGAUCCACCACUUUCUUCUUAGAUCCGGCAGCACUAUAGUGGUGAGGCAAGCUCUUCGCGAGCUUUUGCAUUUUCUGUCCCCUCUGAACACCAUCUCUUCUCAGAUAAGGCGAGCUUCUAUGUUCUAUAAUACUUACAUGCAAGUGAGUGCCAAGAUAUUCACUAUUCAUGAAAAGCUUCAAGAAAUUAUUUUUGUUUCUGCUGCUGAGACGUUCUUAAUUUUGUGGUUACCUUCAGAAAUAUAUGCUUCUGUUCUGUGUUGUUGGGACAUACCUGCUUCUCAAAGCUUCCAUUAG
Fraxinus pennsylvanica is the source of this 381-nucleotide messenger RNA. NCBI's taxonomy places the organism in Eukaryota, Viridiplantae, Streptophyta, Magnoliopsida, Lamiales, Oleaceae. The record is from the annotation of a GenBank genome assembly.